AUGCUGCUACAGUCUGCAGCAGACGCUGUUUCCCAGCACCAUGUUGUUGUGAUUGCUGCCUCAAUCCUACUGGGUAUCGCAGCCAAGUGUCUCUAUGAGCUGUGUCUAAACCCUCUUGCCAGAUUCCCCGGCCCUAAAUAUGCAGCCGUGAGCCGAAUCGCAAACCUAUACCACAACUCCAAGGGGGACCACAAUGACUGGAUCAGCGAGCUCCAUGAUAUCUACGGCAGCACCGUUCGUGUGGCUCCCAAUGAGCUGAGCUAUUCAAAUCCCGAGGCAUGGAAAGAAAUUUACGGCCAUGCAAUCGGCGGUACGAAGCCAACAGAAAAGGAUGCUCGGUUCUACGGGCCCUCAUUCAACGGCUCUACAGAUAUCAUCCGUGCUUCUGGCCCUGACCAUGCGCGUUUCCGCCGCAACUUCUCUCAUGCAUUUUCUGAAAAGGCUCUCCGUGAGCAAGAGCCAUUGAUUUGCCAUUACGUCAACAUGCUAACUGAUAAACUCUCCAAUCUGGCGCGUGAAAGUCCGGAAGCCCCCGUUGAGCUCGUUCGCCUAUACAACCUCACAACCUUUGACAUCAUGGGUGACCUGACCUUCGGCGAGCCUCUGGACUUACUGGUCGGAACCGGCGAUGAUGGAUGGGUAUCUGCCAUAUUUCUGAGCAUGAAGACAAAUUCCCUGCGUCGACUUGGCCGUUACUAUCCCUGGACUGUACUAUUGGUCAAGAGACUCAUCCCAAAGGGCCUGAUCGAGAAGGCCAUCUCGCAUUACAAGGCGUGCCAGGAGCGCGUAGAUAGACGUAUUGACCCAGCGCGGAACUUCCAAAAGCCCGAUAUUUGGGGCAUUGUGAUGCGACAGAAGGAGGAGCUUCGACUGAGCCACGCUGAGAUGUAUGCAAAUUCUCAGGUGUUUAUGGUUGCUGGCACCGAAACAACGGCCACUGCGCUCAGCGGCUUGACAUAUCAUCUUCUCAUGAAUCCGAACAAAAUGGACAAGAUAGUUGGCGAAAUCCGAGGCGCGUUCAAGCAGGACUCGGACAUCAACCUUGGAUCUCUUAUGCGGAUGCAAUACUUGAAUGCGUGUAUCGAGGAAGGGCUCCGCAUGUAUCCUCCAGUGCCGGUGGGACUGCCGCGAGUUGUUCCCAAGGGAGGGAUUUCUGUUUGUGGGGAGCAUAUCCCUGGCAAGACAGCAGUAUCAGUCAACCAGUGGGCGACAUAUCGAGACCCUGCCAACUUCAAGCGAGCAAAUGAGUUUAUCCCCGAGCGAUGGAUCAGUGACGAAUUUUCCACUGACAACAAGGCCGCCCUUCAGCCAUUCUCGUUUGGGCCGAGAAACUGCCUUGGGAAGAACCUGGCGUACAGCGAACUGCGCAUUAUACUGGCGAAAGUGCUGUAUAACUUCGAUCUUAGCCUUGUUCCGGAGUCCGUAGGCUGGGAUAAACAGAAGGUCUUCUUACUAUGGGAGAAGCGCAAGUUGAUGGUUCGUCUGAAGGAGCGGGCGAAGGCUGUAUAG
Molecule: messenger RNA, 1509 nt
Organism: Aspergillus puulaauensis
Lineage: Eukaryota; Fungi; Ascomycota; Eurotiomycetes; Eurotiales; Aspergillaceae
Product: cytochrome P450
Exons: 4
Coding region: 1-1509 (502 amino acids)
Molecular function (GO): oxidoreductase activity, acting on paired donors, with incorporation or reduction of molecular oxygen; iron ion binding; monooxygenase activity
Source: RefSeq, a predicted model, not a curated record